AUGCCUGGUCUUACGUUCUCCAACGAGCUCAUCAGCCGUGAUGAGGGUAUGCACACCGAUUUUGCUUGCUUGCUCUUUAGCCAUCUCAAGCGUCGCCCGCAUCCUGAGACCGUCAAGCAUAUCAUUACCCAGGCUGUCACCAUUGAGCAGGAAUUCUUGACUGACGCUCUCCCUGUCGGCCUUAUUGGCAUGAAUGCCAAGCUCAUGUGCCAGUACAUCGAGUUCGUCGCAGACCGCUUGUUAGUGUCGUUAGGCAACGAUAAAGUGUACAACGCUACAAACCCAUUCGACUUCAUGGACAUGAUUUCGCUACAGGGGAAGACUAACUUCUUCGAAAAGCGUGUGUCGGACUAUUCAAAGGCGAACGUCAAUCACACAAAUGCUAAGACUGAUCAGGUGUCAAGUAAAACUUUGUGA
Suillus bovinus is the source of this 417-nucleotide messenger RNA. RefSeq names its product ribonucleoside-diphosphate reductase small chain. Gene Ontology annotation, biological process: deoxyribonucleotide biosynthetic process. Lineage: Eukaryota; Fungi; Basidiomycota; Agaricomycetes; Boletales; Suillaceae. The record is from RefSeq and is a predicted model, not a curated record. Bases 1 to 417 code for a protein of 138 amino acids. The transcript has 2 exons. Gene Ontology annotation, molecular function: oxidoreductase activity.